Molecule: messenger RNA, 1322 nt
Organism: Sitodiplosis mosellana (orange wheat blossom midge)
Lineage: Eukaryota; Metazoa; Arthropoda; Insecta; Diptera; Cecidomyiidae
Exons: 8
Coding region: 260-1135 (291 amino acids)
Biological process (GO): mitochondrial L-ornithine transmembrane transport
Cellular component (GO): mitochondrion
Molecular function (GO): high-affinity L-arginine transmembrane transporter activity
Source: RefSeq, a predicted model, not a curated record
ACUUGAAGUAUCGCCAAUCAUUUACUUACACUCAACAAUCAGUCGCAUGCAAAACGUUUCACAUAGCAGUGACUAAUUCGAUCGAUCUGUUUCAAUGGUUAGAACAACACGUGCGACUAAAGAAUAAAAAUCAGUUUAUGGUUUUUACGUAAAUGAGUAGCAGAAUUACUGGUGGUUGACAGUGUUUUAGCAUUUGGAUUUGGCUGUUGCUAGCAAUCAGCGAAAAAACUUGCCUCACUUGCAGUGGAAAAUAAUCAAAAUGGCAGCUCACUGUGACUUUAUUGCAGGUGUAUUUGCUGGUGCAUGCAAUAUGUUCAUCUCUCAUCCGCUGGAUACGGUGAAGACGAACAUGCAGUCAGGGAACAUGGGAUUCUUCAAAGCGACCAAAUCACUGUUCAAAACCGAAGGAGCAAAAUCCUACUAUCGUGGCCUUUUAUUUCCAUUGUGUUCGACGGGUUUUUUGAAUUCUAUUGUCUUUGGCGUGUACGGUAACUCAUUCAGAAUAUUUCAAACCAUGACGCCGAGUGCCGAAUUAAAACAAAAGUAUUGGUUUGAACAUGUAUUCUUGGCUGGAUGUACGGCCGGAGUAAUUAAAUCAGUGUUUGCAUGCCCAAUCGAACUGUCAAAAGUUCGAUUGCAGGUUAAAGUAAAUAAUGAAACGGGACCGUUGAUGGUAUUUCGACUGAUUCAACGAACCGAAGGAUUUCAAGGCAUUUUUCGUGGCAUGGAAGCAAUGCUGUGGCGAGAUGCAAUUCCAUACGGAAUCUUCAUGUUUGUAUACGAGUACAUGAUCGAGAAAAUGCGAUCGCCGUCAAUUCAACGGCCAUACCAUUACAAAGAGCAAUCGGUGGAACCAUUGCGAACAGCGGUGGCUGGUGCAAUGGCCGGUAUGAUAUCAUGGCUACCCAGUAUCCCGUUUGACGUGAUCAAAACCAGAAUGAUGACAGCCACCGAUCCAAAUCAAUACAGAAAUGUAUGGCAUUGCUUCCGAGAAAUAACCAAAGAGAAUGGAUACAGGUAUCUAUUCCGUGGUGGUACAGUGUUGGUGUUACGUUCGGCUCCAGUCAGUGCAGUAUCAUUCAUUGCAUACGAGAAAAUGUUACGCCAUUGCCAAAGUCAUCACCAAUUCUCAUGAUAGAUCAUCAUUCAUCGCAGCCAAAUUCUAUACCAAUCAAAUCAGAUAGUAUUUUGAAAGAGAAAAACAGACAGAAAUGUUUUAAGUAGGCAGCAAAUGCAACAAAUUUGUACAAAGUACCAAUUAAUUUAUUAUAUUCUAAUUUUAUUUAAUUUGUUCUUAUUUGCGAACAAACUGACCACACUUG